AUGGGUUGUUGUUCAAGUAAAAAUUCGGCUUUCGACAAAAAGGACGAGAACGAGAAACAAUACCAACAACAAACAGAACAAAUAACACCCUCAUCACCUAAACCUUCAAGCCGUCACGUGAGUCUACGUCGUAAUGGCACCAAACUACGAAAAGCAAAAAAUGUUGAAUCAGAUCCACUAGAAGAUGAAGACAAUCAUUUAGCGAAAUAUUUCAAAAGAACGUCAUCGUCCAAAAUAUCACGAAAAGCCUCUAAUCCACUUCAAAUACUCAAAACGAGAAAAAGUAAAAGUAUCACGAGCAUCAAAUCAAAUUCUAUUCAUGAUGAUACUCCAUCAUACCAACAUCAACAAUACCAAUUUGAACAUGAUGAAAAAGAUACAUUAUCAGUUAAUUUUAAUUAUUUUAUCGAUUAUGACAAAUUCUCUCAGAUUUCCGGGCGAAAUGUGGAGAGCAAAAGAGCAACGAUAAGUGACGUAAAUGAAACAACCACAGAUGUUUAUUCAUAUUCCAAAAAAUCGAAACAACAUUCGAUAACACAUGAUGAUUGUGAAGGAUACAGUGCAAGUGUUGCAAAAACACAAACACAACAACUAACUCCAAAACGACGACCAUCCGCGAGAUUUUUACAACGAAAAGGGACACUGAAUAGACACGCAAAAUUAUAUGAACAAAGAGAUUACAGAAAAUCAUUCCCUCAACAAUCAACUACGUUGGAACAUUACUUAGCAUACAAUCAAGAAUGUGAUAAUAAACGACGUAGCAUGGGAAAUAAGGCAUCUCAAGAUAGCAUUAGUAAUUCAUUUAUGCAAUCGAUCGUGACAAUUAAUCGACAAUUCGAAGUUCUAAGUGAAAACUUGGAGCAGCCGAUCAAUAAUCUGCAACAUCGUUCAAUAUCGCAAACGCCGACAGGAUGGGAUGAGAAUGUUUCCAGCACCAUGACAACAACGAUUGAUCAAUCACAGAAUACAAGUAUGCGAAUCAAAGGGAAAUCCGCAUUACAUCAAUCAACUGAUAGUUACAGAAGCUUUAACUCUUCCACCGAUGAUAAACAACAGUCAGAAACGCGACCAAAGGUACAAUUGCGAUUAUCAGCCGAACAAGUUGCUCUGUUGGAGAAAGCAGACGAACAAUUUGCCAAUGAUUUACUGAAUUCUAAUCUCAAUGGGGCGCAUACGCAAGACGAUUUUGUGCAAGUUCAAUCUCCAACCUGGUCAAUGGCAAUUAGUGAUGAUGAUACCGAGAAUAUUCAAUUCUGUCAUGGUCAAUUGGAAAAAUUAAUGCCAGUUGAAGCGAUUCUCACUCCCGUACACAACAUUAAGCGACUGAGCAGACGUGCAAGUAAUGGAAAAAAAUUAAACUUGAGUGAUCCAAAAAUUCGAGAAACUCUAAUUUCAUUAAAUGAAGACACGGACCAAUCGACAUUUAGUAUUUCUGUUUCAUCGUCCAGUAAAAAACCAGAAAUUAAAAUUGAAUUACCAACAGUUGAUUUAACGAAAUCACUGGAUUCCGAUGACCAUAAAAACAAUAAUAAAUCUCGAAAUCCAGAAAUAAGACCAAAAACAAUUUACGGAACAAAACUUAGUAAUUAUGGUGAAAGUAUUCUACGUGCAUCACAGAUAAAAAGAUUCAGUGCUGGUAACGAAAGACCAUUAUCACCAAACUUUGAGAGAUUUAUUUCAUUCGAUGUAAAUGGAGUCAAACGAGUGACAUCAGUUGCUACAGACAAUCAAAUACCACAUCGGGAAUCAAUAUCAAGUACUCGUCACAGUAUACGAAGUAAGCGAAGAUCAACACACAGUGAUGAUGAAAUUGAUGAUUAUUUAGAUCUUGGUAAUUGUCAGCAAUGUCGUCGUCCAAACACUGGUGUCGAAUGGUGCAAAAAUUGCAAUGCGAAACAUUUUGCUGAUGAUUUCUCAAAGUGGGAUAGUGGUGUGGAUGAAGUUAAUGGUUUCAUAAAGUCAACGCAAUUGUCUGCUGAAAAUUCAAUGCGAAUUAUCGAAUGGAUUUCUUUCGACCGGUUUAUUAAUAUCGAGAAUAUCGGAAAUGGUGGUUAUAGUAUAGUAGAUAAAGCUACUUUGAUCGGUGGGCGAAUACGUGCAUGGGAUCAUGACUAUAAACGAUGGUCACGAUAUGGAAAUCAUGUUGUUGUGCUUAAAAGGCUUUUGAAUUUGAAACGAAUGACUUUGACUUUUCUUAGUGAGUUAAAAAUGCAAUGGAAUAUUGUAUCAUCAGACAUGCCAACUUGGUUUGGAAUUACGCGUGAUCCAACAACACAAGAUUUCAUUCUCGUGAUAGAAUAUAUUGACGGAAAUCUACACAGCUACCUGCAAAAAUCAUUUUCACAAAUCACGUGGACAUCUAAGGUAGAAAUACUUCACGACCUCACUUGGAUCCUCUGGACAAUUCAUGAAUCAGGGAUCGUACACCAAGACUUGCAUAGUAGCAAUAUUCUUUGGGAAUCAGGCUCGCCGAAAAUAAGCGAUCUGGGCCUAUCGCAUUUCAUUAGAUCAUCGCAAAAUCAAGUUUAUGGAGUGCUUCCUUAUGUCCCGCCAGAAGUGCUUUUAGGAAAUUUGUCUUUUGCUAAACAAUUUGAAAAUGCGGAGAGAUUGAGAGUGAAUGCUAUGCUGGUCGGUGAUAAAAUUGAACAACAUCCAAAAGCGAUUUAUACCAGCAGACCUUUACCUGUCGUUUCGGAAUCCGGAGAAAAACUUGAAAAGUGUUCGGAUGAUACUCGAAUUUCCGCACCAAUCACACUUACAAAGUCUACGGACGCUACAAAUCAUCCUGACAUCGUCUGCUGA
Messenger RNA from Ambispora gerdemannii, 2802 nucleotides. The record is from the annotation of a GenBank genome assembly. Lineage: Eukaryota; Fungi; Glomeromycota; Glomeromycetes; Archaeosporales; Ambisporaceae.